ACUGCAGUCCCGCGAGGAUCGCAGAGCAGGCGAGUGGGGAAGAGGUGCUUGUGUCCUGGGAGGAGAGCAAGCUGUUCCCUGUGUCUGUCAGUGGAGUGAAGGUGCCAAAAUGCUAGCCCAGCUGGGCAGGCAACGCGCUGCCGAAGAGAGGGGAAGGAGGACUCCUGUCCUGCUUCUAGCAGUCCUUUCUGCUGGAGCCUUCCUCUGGAUAAUGGCAACUUGGAAAACCAAUGUCCUGCAGGUGUCAGCAGGACCUGUGCAUGAGCUCCCGUGUCUGGGGAACUCACCGGUCUGCCUGGAGCUGAAAAUGAAAACUAUUCAGUUCUCGGCCAGAAAGGACCUCAUUCUAGAUGCCGUGUUUCACAGCCUGAAAGACAAUGGGAUCGACGGAUUGAAGAGAGAGGAAAUUCUGCAGCUGACAAGAGAGGCAGUUGAGAAGGUGAUGAAACACGACACCUGGCUGCCCAGUUGGGCUCUAAAAACCAUGGGUGCCACUAUUGAUGUGGAGAGGACAUCCAAGAGUUAUGGGGGGAACCGCUGGCUUUCUCCAUUCUUUUCCUCCGCAAAGCCUCCUGAGACGAUCUUGCAGCCUGAUAUUUCUGCUGGCAACUGCUGGGCUUUCCAAGGAUCUCGGGGCCACGUGGUCAUCCGGCUGCCGGAGAAAAUCUGGCCCACGGCUUUUACCAUCUGGCAUAUCUCCAAGGCAGUCUCUCCCUCUGGGGAAGUCAGCACUGCCCCCAGAGAGUUUGUUGUCUCGGUAAGUCUGUGCCCGCUGCUGCUUCUGGAGGGGCCCAAGGAAACGCUUUGCCAUAGAGCCCCAUAAGACCCCAGAGAGCCCCCAGAGAGCCCCGUAGCCACCCAACAGAGCCCCACAAAGCUCCGUAACUGCACCAUAGAACCUGCCCAAGGGCACGGAGACCCUUGGGGUGGUUACACGUCUCCGGAGGCCUCUGCUGCUCUUCGUCGCUGAGCAGCUGGGAGCAAUUGCUCCACGUGGCCUGACUCAGGUUCACCCUCCUUUGUGCUGCAAUCCUGUCAGUGCUGAG
Messenger RNA from Gallus gallus (chicken), 1046 nucleotides. RefSeq names its product SUN domain-containing protein 3-like. Gene Ontology annotation, biological process: nuclear envelope organization. Gene Ontology annotation, molecular function: protein-membrane adaptor activity. Bases 110 to 823 code for a protein of 237 amino acids. The transcript has 8 exons. Gene Ontology annotation, cellular component: meiotic nuclear membrane microtubule tethering complex; nuclear envelope. Lineage: Eukaryota; Metazoa; Chordata; Aves; Galliformes; Phasianidae. The record is from RefSeq and is a predicted model, not a curated record.